CUAUUCUCAAUUCCUUCCAAUUUUCAACCAUAAGUACUUGAUCCCAAGUCCCAUUCCCACAAAGGCAAAACAAAACACAAUGGCCACCACAAAGCUCCUCCUCUCCCUCCUCCUCCUCAUCCAGCUCGCCGCCACGGCCUUCGCCAUAGGCGUAAACUACGGCACCCUCGCCGACAACCUCCCCCCACCGGCCCAAGUCGCCAACUUCCUCAAAACCCAAACCAACAUCGACAAGGUCAAGAUCUUCGACGCCAACCCGGACAUCAUCAAGGCUUUCGCCAACACCAACAUCUCCUUAACGAUCACCAUCCCCAACGGAGACAUCCCGAGCCUCACGAAACUACGUGCCGCACGCCGGUGGGUCGUGGAGCACGUCAAGCCGUUUUAUCCCCAGACAAAAAUCAACUACAUCGCCAUGGGCAACGAGGUCCUCCACUGGGGAGACGACAACCUUAAAAACAGCCUCGUCCCUGCCAUGAGGACCUUCCACAACGCUCUGGUCCGCGAGGGCAUCAAGGACGUCAAAGUCUCCACCCCUCACUCGCUCGGGAUCAUGCUGUCGUCCGAACCGCCGAGCCAGGGCCGGUUCAGACCGGAGGUGAUCCCGCUUCUGACCCCCAUGCUCGGGUUCUUGCGCCAGACCAAAGGUCCGUUUAUGGUCAACCCGUACCCGUAUUUCGGGUGGUCGCCGGAAAAGGAAAACUACGCUCUCUUCAAACCCAACAAGGGCGUGCACGACCAGUUCACUGGCAAGUCUUACACGAACAUGUUCGACGGGUUGAUGGACGCGGUUUACUCUGCGGCCAAGGCGGUCGGGUUCGGUGACGUCGACUUGGUGGCGGCCGAGACCGGUUGGCCUUCGUCUUGCGAGUUCCCGGUCUGCUCGGUUCAGAACGCCGUGGAUUACAACGGGCACUUGAUCAAGCAUGUGGAGUCUGGCAAGGGCACGCCGUUGAUGCCGAACCGGAAGUUCGACACUUACAUCUUUGCCUUGUUUAAUGAGAACCAGAAACCUGGUCCGCUGGCGGAGAAGAACUGGGGGCUGUUUAAACCGGACAUGACUCCGGUUUACAAUGCGGGGGUUAUGCGCAACCAACAGGGUGGUGCAACACCUGGACCAACGGCAACAACAGUACCACAGCCAGCAACACCAGCUGCACCAGCUGGACCAGCCAAACCAGUUAAAGGAGGUAAGAAGCCCAAACCAGUAACCCCAGCAGCGCCUGUGGCAGCCGGAGGCGGCAAGAAGUGGUGCGUGGCCAAACCAGGAGCAACCAACCAAGCUCUGCAGGCAAACAUUGACUACGUCUGCAGCAAGGGCGUUGACUGCAAGCCCAUCCAGCCAGGUGGCACCUGCUUCGAUAACGACGUUAAGGCCCGUGCGUCUUACCUCAUGAAUGCCUACUACCAGGCUAACGGCCGUCACGAUUUUAACUGUGAUUUCUCGAAAACGGGACAGGUUACUUCCGCCGACCCCAGCCACGGCUCUUGUAAAUACAACGCUUGAGUAGGGGCAUUUUAGGAGCCAGAAAUAUGGUGUUGUAUGACCAUUAUUUUUCAAACUCUUUUUGGUUUUUCUUUUGGGUUUGGGGAUGAUUUAUGGUGCCUCUGCAAAUGAGUAAGAUUUAUUGUACAAACGAUUUGAGAAGGGCUCAGCCAAUUGUGUGAGCACUUUCUCAACGUUAUCAUUGGAAACACAAUUUAUUUUUUUGGAAAAAGAAAAUCCAAAGUAUAAUUUUUUUAUAUU
Messenger RNA from Prunus avium (sweet cherry), 1747 nucleotides. Its product is annotated as glucan endo-1,3-beta-glucosidase. Lineage: Eukaryota; Viridiplantae; Streptophyta; Magnoliopsida; Rosales; Rosaceae. Gene Ontology annotation, biological process: carbohydrate metabolic process. Gene Ontology annotation, molecular function: hydrolase activity, hydrolyzing O-glycosyl compounds. The record is from RefSeq and is a predicted model, not a curated record.